This is a messenger RNA of Pestalotiopsis fici W106-1, 1023 nucleotides long. RefSeq lists its product as uncharacterized. NCBI's taxonomy places the organism in Eukaryota, Fungi, Ascomycota, Sordariomycetes, Amphisphaeriales, Sporocadaceae. Gene Ontology annotation, molecular function: oxidoreductase activity. Bases 1 to 1023 code for a protein of 340 amino acids. The transcript is spliced from 4 exons. The record is from RefSeq and is a predicted model, not a curated record.
AUGAUGAGACGAGCUCUUCUCGCCGCGGCCAUGGUCGCCACCAUUCCGUCUGUCUUGGCAUUGCCAAAGUUGACCAGACGUGAUGAGUGUACCAGUACCAAAACACAGCGCAAGCCAUGGUCAAUGUUGACAGAUGACGAAAAAUCCGCUUACAUUGAUGCGGAGCUAUGUCUCAUGUCAGCACCUUCACAAUCCGGUGUCGAAGGUGCGGAGAGCCGCUGGGACGAUCUGCAGCAUAACCAUAUAAUCCAGACACAAGUCGUUCACGAUGUGGGCCAAUUUCUCCCUUGGCAUCGUUAUCAUGUCACCGUCCAUGCCGAGCUGCUCCAGGACGAAUGUGGUUACACUGGCUCAAUCCCCUACUGGGACGAGACAGUUGACGCGGAAUUGAGUGACCUUUCCACGGCUGAUGUCUUUCAGGCCGACGCCUUCGGUGGUGACGGCGAUGGUGACAACAAUUGCAUCACCACGGGACCAUUCGCAAAUCUGACCCUGCAUCUGCGACGUCUCGGUGUCGAUCCGUCCGACUACUGCCUCAGUCGCUCUCUCAAUCUUGCCCAGCUGCAACAGGCAAGCCAGUCGAACCUGGACAAGUGCAUGGCGAUUGACAAUUACACGUCAGCAUGGGAGUGCUGGCAUUCCAGCCCCCAUAACGCCGGUCACGGUGGCACUGGCGGCGUCAUGGUCGAUGUCGUCCUGAAUUUCAGUCAAAGCAAUGUACUCAUCAUGUCUUUAUUUAGCACCUGGCUCGACGCCCAGUGGUGGAGAUGGCAGUCAGCCGAUCUAGACAACCGUCUGACCGACAUGGGAGGCCGCAACGUGCCCGAGGACAGCUAUAUCCAGCAGGGCAACCUCCCCGAGCCCACGGCCGCUUGGACCGACUACUUUGGCGACGACGGCAACGUGACCACGCUCAAUCACGUUCUUUAUGCUUCCGAGAUCCGCCCCAACGUCACCGUCGGCGAUGUCAUGGACGUUGGAGGAUCCACCAUAUGUUCUGAAUAUGUGUACAGCGAUGAGUAA